Fonsecaea multimorphosa CBS 102226 is the source of this 1710-nucleotide messenger RNA. RefSeq lists its product as uncharacterized. Gene Ontology annotation, molecular function: A2-type glycerophospholipase activity. The transcript has a single exon. Lineage: Eukaryota; Fungi; Ascomycota; Eurotiomycetes; Chaetothyriales; Herpotrichiellaceae. The record is from RefSeq and is a predicted model, not a curated record. Gene Ontology annotation, cellular component: intracellular membrane-bounded organelle; cytosol. Bases 1 to 1710 code for a protein of 569 amino acids. Gene Ontology annotation, biological process: glycerophospholipid catabolic process.
AUGGUGUCGUCAUUGAAAAUCGCCGCUUCUUUGUUGUCCUACAUUGCUCUGAGUACAUCUUCACCGACACCACGAGCUGUUUCUGGUUACGCCCCAUACCCAGCAACCUGCCCUUCAACACAACUUGUUCGAACAGCCACGGGCAUUUCUGAUUCCGAGGCGAGUUACAUUGCUCAAAGAUAUCAAAAGGCUUCUCAAGCUCUAGGGACAUGGCUCAAGAACGUAGACGAGUCCUUUGAGGCUGGUCAAGGCAGUUGGGGCGGUCAUGGCGGCUGGAGUGACUGGGGUGGAUCGGGUACAGGAAAAGCACCCGUCCUGGCAUUGGCCUCCAGUGGUGGCGGUUACCGCGCCAUGCUUGCCGGUGCUGGAAUCGUCAAAGGCUUUGACAGUCGUGAAGCGAACCAGACUGGCGUCAGUGGCAUCUACCAAGCUCUCACGUACCAUGCGGGUCUUUCAGGCGGCUCCUGGUUACUGUCAUCCAUCGCUGGCAACAACUUCCCAACCAUCAGUUCUCUGCAAUCGAAUCUCUGGAACACGACGAUUCAAGACAGUCUCUUGGCUCCUGAGAUACUGCUCUCGCCUCAGGCCGCUCCAAUCUACUCUGCCGUGGAAGCUGAUAUCCAGGCAAAGCGUGCAGCUGGCUUUCAAACAACCGUCAUCGACCCGUGGGGCCGUCUCCUCUCGUACGCACUACUUCAUGGGGCAGAUGGUGGCGUGGCGGACACAUUGUCAGGCAUCGCUUCAUUAUCAAAUUUCACGUCUCACAACGCUCCCUAUCCGCUCAUAACGUCCCUGGGAUCCGACCGGACCAUCAAUGGGGUAUGCAUUCCGCAAGCGAACGCAACACAAUACGAGUUCCACCCCUACGAGUUCGGCUCUUGGGACGACGGAGUGAAUGCGUUCGUCGUCUCCGAAUACCUGGGCACAUCUUUCUCCAACGGUCAGCCAAACGGCAGCUGCAUCACCAACUACGACCAGCUCGGCUAUGUGCUUGGCACGUCUUCAAACGUGUAUGGGUCAAUAUGCAGUCCGAUUCCGGCAGUGAACAGCACCGGUACCAGCUCUAAUACUCUGGUGGAAGACUUGGCCGCCCUCGCGGCUCCUGGCCAGCCAGGCGUCCCUGAAAGCGGAGUAUUCGGUCUCUACCCGAAUCCAUUCCACAAUUUUCCUUCGUCAUCCCUCGUGUCGGCACAACCCACGUUGGAACUCGUCGACGGUGGUGUUGGGGUCGCUUUUCAAGGAAAUCCAAUCUGGCCAUUCCUCCACCGAGAGAACGUCGACGUGCUCAUCGUCAACGACAACUCAGCCGACACCGCAGGCAACUUCCCGAACGGCUCCGAAAUCUAUCACACCUACCAAGCUGCUACAGCCGCGGGCUUGACCAGAAUGCCUGUCAUUCCCCCUCCCGCCACAUUUGUGUCAGAGUCACUGAAUCAAAGGCCAACAUUCUUUGGAUGCAACAGCAACGACACCCUCACCAUCAUCUUUAUCCCGAACUACAACUACACCUUCGACAGCGGGACGUCGACCACCAAGAUUCAAUACUAUGCCAAUCAAACUGAUGCGAUGAUUGCGAAUGGUGUUCAGACUGCCAAUUGUGGUGGCGAGGCAAACUGGCCGCUUUGUCUGGGGUGUGGAAUCAUGAAGAAGAGUGGCGAGACACUGCCAGGCGGGUGUGCGGCCUGCUUUGACGAGUACUGUUUCAACUGA